Messenger RNA from Pogoniulus pusillus (Red-fronted tinkerbird), 3550 nucleotides. RefSeq names its product regulator of G protein signaling 3 (gene RGS3). The record is from RefSeq and is a predicted model, not a curated record. The coding region runs from base 89 to 2530 and encodes 813 amino acids. The transcript has 17 exons. Lineage: Eukaryota; Metazoa; Chordata; Aves; Piciformes; Lybiidae. Gene Ontology annotation, cellular component: nucleus; plasma membrane. Gene Ontology annotation, molecular function: protein binding.
UGGCUGGUACUACCUGCUCGGGGAGGACCUGGGCAGGACCAAGCACCUGAAGGUGGCCACGCAGCGGCCGAAGCAGAGCAGAGAGCUGAUGCUGGGAAGUCAGGGUGCAGUGCAGGAAAACCACAGUUCAGUGACCAUGAAGCAGCUCAAGGGGCACUCCGGGCUCUCCCUUCAGAUCACCAUCCCUCGAGGAAGCGACGGCUUCGGCUUCACCAUCUGCUGCGACUCCCCGGUCCGGGUGCAGGCUGUGGACUCUGGUGGCCCAGCAGAAAAGGCAGGUCUGCAGCAGCUGGACACAGUGCUGCAGCUGAACGAGCAGCCUGUGGAGCACUGGAAGUGCGUGGAGCUGGCACACGAAAUUCGGAACUGUCCCACCGAGAUCAUUCUGCUGGUCUGGAGGCUGGUCCCGCAGGUGAAGGCAGGCCACGAGGGCAUGAUCCGCAGGUCCUCCUGCAAGUCUGCCUGCGACCUGCAGUGCCCCCCCAACAAGCGGGAGAAGAACGGCACCGUGCCGCGCCCCGAGCAGCGCCGCAGCUGCCACCUGCUGUACGACGGCACCGGCGGGCUGGUGCUCGACGGCUGGGAGAGGUACACCGAGGUGGGCAAGAGGAGCCAGAGCACCAUGCCGGCCCUCUCCAGGGUCCCCUCUGCUGCCGACCCCAACUACAUCAUCUUAACCCCCCUGAACCCGGGCAGCCAGCUGCUGAGGCCUGUCUAUCAGGAGGACAAUGCUCCUGUGGGAAAUGCCUGUAAAGGGAAAUCCCACAUGGGCUCUGGCAGAAAAUCCAGGCUGAUGAAGACUGUGCAGUCGAUGAAGAGCUAUGGGAACUACCAGAACUGCACCAUCGUGAGGCCACACAUCCCACACUCCAGCUAUGGCACCUAUGUGACACUGGCUCCCAAGGUGCUGGUGUUCCCAGUCUUUGUGCAGCCCCUGGACCUCUGCAACCCAGCCCGGACACUGCUGCUGUCGGAGGAGCUGCUUCUCCACGAGAGCAGGAGGAGAGCUACCCAGGUGACCCUUUUUGUCUACUCUGACCUGCUGCUCUUCACCAAAGAGGAUGAGCCUGGGCGCUGCAACGUGCUGAGGAACCCUCUCUACCUGCACAGUGUCAAGCUCCAGGAGGGCUCAGAAGAUCGCAAGUUCUGCAUCCUUUACCUGGCAGAGAAGUCGGAGUGCUUAUUAAGUUUGGAGGCUUACUCCCAGGAGCAGAAGAAGAGGAUCUGCUGGUGUCUGGCUGAGAACAUCACCAAGCAGCAACAUCCGGCAUCAGCUCCCAUGGAGAGCAAGACGCUGGAGACGGACGCUGAGAAGCCUGGGCAGAUGCACUCGGAGGACGGGAAGGCAGCAGCAGGUGAUGCUCCUCUGGCCACGGAGGGACCGGCUCUGGCUAAGCCCAGGGACGCUCCAGGAGCCACCCAGGGUCCUCUCCUGGCAGAAAAGCAUCCUGUGGCCACCAAGAAGGGAGAGGAGCAGCCCAGCGCUGUGCCAGCCUUCGUCAUCCCUGAGCUGCGGCUCGACAGCACUUUCAGCCGGAGCGCGUCGGGCUUGGCGGGCAGCACCACGGACGGAGAGGAGGAGGAGGAAGACGAGGAGGAGGAAGAAGAUGAGGAGGAGGAGGAAGACGAGGACAGCGACGAGCAGUACCUGGAGAGGAACGAGGCGAAGCGCAGCAGCAUGAUCGAGACGUCAGGCUGCCAGCCCGGCUACACCCUGAGCGUGCAGAGCUCCCUGCGGCGCCGCACCCACAGCGAGGGCAGCCUGCUGCAGGAGAGCAGGAGCCACUGCUUCACCUCCGACACCACCCUGCACUGCUCCGACGGCCACGGCAGCCAGGGCCGCUGGGCGCUGCCCUCCCCCAGGACCCUCAAGAAGGAGCUCACCAAGAAUGGUGGCUCGGUCCACCAGCUCAGCCUGCUGUUUUCAGGCCACAGGAAGCUGAGUGGAGCUGAUCCUGAGUGCAGCUGUGACGAAGGGGAUGAGACCUCCCGCAAGAAACGGAGCAGGAGCCUAGCCAAGGACAUGAAGAACCGGCUGGGGAUUUUCCGGAGGCGGAACGAGUCGCCGGGGGCCAACCCCUCGGGCAAACUGGACAAAGUGCUGAAAUCGCUCAAGCCCACUCCUGAGGAAGCUCUCAAGUGGGGGGACUCCCUGGAGAAGCUGCUGCUGCACAAAUACGGGCUCGCUGCCUUCAGGGCCUUCCUGCGCACCGAGUUCAGCGAGGAGAACCUGGAGUUCUGGCUGGCCUGCGAGGAGUUCAAGAAGAUCAAAUCCCAGUCCAAGAUGGUCUCCAAAGCCAAGAAAAUCUUCUCGGAGUACAUCGCCAUCCAGUCCUGCAAGGAGGUCAACCUGGACUCCUACACGCGGGAGCACACCAAGGAGAACCUGCAGAGCAUCACCCGCAGCUGCUUCGACCUGGCGCAGAAGAGGAUUUAUGGGCUGAUGGAGAAGGACUCCUACCCCCGCUUCCUGCGCUCCGACUUGUACUUGGACAUAAUUAACCAGAAGAAAGGCAGCUCCCCGCUGUAGAGCCCAGGACCGUCGGGGCAGGCUGGGAGCUGUGUGUUUACAUGCAAGUGGGCAGCGGAGGCCUGCCCGGGGGCCGGCGGGAGCUUGCUUGCCCGCUGCCGCCUGUGCCCCCAGGCUGUAUUCCCGCUGCCGACGGGCGUGGGGCAGCUGAAGGCAGCGAGCAGGAGGCCGAGGGGACCGAGAAGCCAAGCAGUCCGGUACUGCCGCACGGCCCCGUCUCACCAUGGCUGGUACGACGCCUUCGGGGUGACUCCGGCAUGGAUUGUAGCCAGGAGGGAAGCUCCCGCAAGACUACUGUGAAGCGCCUGAGCUGCGAGCGCCGAGGGGCCCCGGCUCGGCUCCGAGACUUUUGUGCGGGGGCUAACAGCGGCGCCGCCGAUGGCAUCUUCCCCGGAUCAAAGACUGCUGAACCGGCCCGGCCCCACGCCGCUGCUGUGCGCCCCCCGUGCCGCCCCCCGGCUCCCCGCCGCAGGGGCCUGGCGCUUCCUUCGCUGGCGGCGAGUCCCCGCGGGGAGCAGCCGCAGCCCUGCGCCGGGGGUGACCUCCUCCUGCUCCCCCCCCCCCCCCCCGGUUUAUUUAUUGCCCUCCCGUAGCUGGACGCCUCGCUGUGUGCUAGGAAGUCCUCGCGUCCUUCCCCCUCCCCAGGUUCCAAGUGCAAUAUCGGCGUGCCGCGGCCGCGGGGUCCGGCGGAGCCGACGCCUUCGUGUCCCUCCUGCCCGCAGCGUCUCCUGAGCGAGCAGGUUUCGCCCCCUGGCAGCAGGCGCUGGGGCAGCCUGGCUGUUAGGUAUCGUGCCCUGACGAGGGAGGGUUUGGUGACGGAGAGAAGCAGCUCCGUGCACCAGGUGCCCUCCUCACUCUAGCCUCCGCGGCCGUGUGUGCAGGAGCGAGGAUGGCGCCGAGCCCGGCGGGGGGAGCUGCCUGCCCCCGGGUGCCCGGCCGGCAGCACCCAGCUUCUCUGCGGCUGGACACAAUACAUGGUCAUGGUCGUAGGUAAAUAAAAGGAGAACCUCGUUCCUCGUA